Molecule: messenger RNA, 1437 nt
Organism: Triticum turgidum subsp. durum (durum wheat)
Lineage: Eukaryota; Viridiplantae; Streptophyta; Magnoliopsida; Poales; Poaceae
Source: the annotation of a GenBank genome assembly
AUGCCGCCGCCUCCCAUCUCAGGCGAGAUCCGGCGGGCGGCGAUGAAGCGCCCGGCCCUGCUCGCCGUCCCGGCCGUCCUCCUCCUCUCCCUCUCCUUCCUCCUCCUCAGGCCGUCCUCCUCCCCGCCCCUCCUCCCCUCCGCGCGCACCACCGACCCCGGCCCCGGCCACCGCCGCCGCCUGAGCGUCUACGUCGCCGACCUCCCGCGCGCGCUCAACCACGGCCUGCUCGACCUCUACUGGUCGCUCCCGGCCGCCGACGCCCGCAUCCCGGCCUCCUCCGACCCGGACCACCCGCCGCCGCGCGGCCACCCGCCCUACCCCGCCAGCCCCCUCAUCAGGCAGUACAGCGCCGAGUACUGGCUCCUGUGCUCCCUCCUCGGCCCCGCCGCCCCCGCGUCCGCGGUGGUGAGGGUCGUCGCCGACUGGAGGGAGGCCGACGUCGUCUUCGUCCCCUUCUUCGCCACGCUCUCCGCGGAGAUGGAGCUCGGCUGGGGCGCCACCAAGGGCGCCUUCCGCAGGAAGGAGGGGAAUGGUGACUACCGCCGCCAGCGGGAGGUCGUCGACCGCGUCACCGCGCACCCGGCCUGGCGCCGGUCCGGCGGCCGCGACCACGUCUUCGUCCUCACAGACCCUAUGGCAAUGUGGCAUGUCCGGGCGGAGAUUGCUCCAGCAAUUCUACUGGUGGUUGAUUUUGGCGGGUGGUACAAACUCGAUUCAAAAUCUGCAGGCGGCAACUCUUCUCAUAUGAUACAGCACACUCAAGUGUCAUUGCUGAAAGAUGUCAUUGUGCCUUACACACAUUUGCUGCCUACCCUGCACCUAUCAGAAAAUAUGGAUCGCCCCACUCUUCUGUACUUCAAGGGAGCCAAGCACAGGCAUCGGGGUGGUUUGGUGCGUGAAAAACUGUGGGACUUGAUGGUUAACGAGCCUGAUGUUGUCAUGGAAGAAGGUUUUCCUAAUGCCACAGGACGUGAGCAAUCAAUAAAAGGGAUGCGGACAUCAGAGUUUUGCUUGCACCCAGCUGGUGACACCCCAAGUUCAUGCCGUCUCUUUGACGCUGUUGCAAGUCUUUGCAUACCCGUCAUUGUCAGCGAUGACAUUGAGCUUCCUUUCGAAGGGAUGAUAGACUACACAGAAUUCUCCAUUUUUGUGUCAGUCGGUAACGCAAUGAGACCCAAAUGGCUAACGAACUACCUAAGGAAUAUCUCCAAGCAGCAGAAGGAUGAAUUCAGAAGAAACCUGGCUGGAGUCCAGCAUAUCUUUGAGUACGAAAACAGUCACCAUAGUAGCAAGGACUCUGACCCAGAAAAUGGUGCUGUGAACCACAUAUGGAAGAAGAUUCAUCAGAAGUUGCCGAUGAUUCAAGAAGCAGUCACCCGGGAGAAGCGGAAGCCUGAAGGCGCAUCGAUCCCACUUCGGUGCCAUUGUACCUGA